CCUGAAUCCACGACACCUCUUGAUUUCCUUUCCUCCUCUUCAGCCUCUCAUCACGUUACCGAACACACGAUAGUUCGAGUCUUGAUUGGCGCCUACACACUCUUUCACGACACAUACACACAAAAAACCACAAAAUCCCCACAAGCCGACACCAUGUCUUUCCAGAAGCCCGAGAAGGAUUUCGGCGAAGGCCCAAAAAUCCACAAGAUCCGUAUCACCCUGACGAGCCGAAAGGUGCAAUCGUUGGAGAAGGUGUGCAGCGAGCUGUUGGAGCGUGCAAAGACGAAGAACCUGCGCGUCAAGGGACCCGUCCGAUUGCCCACCAAGACCCUCAAGGUCACCACCCGAAAGACCCCUUGCGGUGAGGGUUCCAAGACCUGGGAUAUGUAUGAGAUGCGCAUCCACAAGCGCCUCAUCGAUCUCAACGCUCCUACCGAGGUUGUCAAGCAGAUCAUCAUCAACAUCGAGGCUGGUGUUGAGGUCGAAGUCACCAUUGCCGCAUAAUUGUCCUCGUGGAAGGCGACCAAACGUGCCAGCGACAAAGACAACUUCUGCGACUUCCGUGGUUAUCGUCCUGGUCAGUGCGGAGGUUAAUUGUGCGUCGCGGCACUAGUCGGGGAUGGCUCUUUAGAUACUUCAGUCUCAUCAAUAAAGAGUCAUUUGCACAAAAAA
This is a messenger RNA of Exophiala mesophila, 672 nucleotides long. RefSeq names its product 40S ribosomal protein S20. The record is from RefSeq and is a predicted model, not a curated record. Gene Ontology annotation, molecular function: structural constituent of ribosome; RNA binding. Bases 154 to 504 code for a protein of 116 amino acids. Gene Ontology annotation, cellular component: ribosome; cytosolic small ribosomal subunit. The transcript has 2 exons. Gene Ontology annotation, biological process: translation. NCBI's taxonomy places the organism in Eukaryota, Fungi, Ascomycota, Eurotiomycetes, Chaetothyriales, Herpotrichiellaceae.